Molecule: messenger RNA, 1438 nt
Organism: Arabidopsis lyrata subsp. lyrata
Lineage: Eukaryota; Viridiplantae; Streptophyta; Magnoliopsida; Brassicales; Brassicaceae
Product: NDR1/HIN1-like protein 6
Exons: 1
Coding region: 263-1126 (287 amino acids)
Cellular component (GO): plasma membrane
Source: RefSeq, a predicted model, not a curated record
ACCUAUCUACAUUUAAUUAUUUUACCACCCAAUAAAGAUUCCACAGACUUGGCAUGGAAGUCAUGAACAUUCACAAAAUCUAAGAAAAACUGAAAACCGAAAAUAAAUAAAUAAACUCAAAAAUUAAUAAAAAAAAUAAAAUUUAAAGCUAUUAAGAUUCCACAAAAACUCUGUAUUGUCUCUCUCUUUCUCUCACUAUCUCUCUCUCUUUCUUGAGCUCAGAUCUGACCAGAGAAAGAAACAAUCGGAGAAGAAGAAGAAGAUGACUGACCGAGUCUUCCCAGCUUCCAAACCACCAACCGCCACUAAUGGAGCUCCACCAGGUGGUUCCAUACCUCCUCCUCCGGCUCCGGCAACAGUAACCAGCAACGGAACAGCCAAUGGAAUGGCAAAUCAGAAACCUCAAGUCUAUAUUCCGGCUAACCGUCCGAUUUACCGUCCACAGCCUUACAGUCGCCGUCAUCAUCACCAAUCUCGACCAAGCUGCCGACGAAUUUGCUGCUGUUGCUGUUUCUGGUCGAUUCUGAUAAUUCUGAUCUUAGCUCUCAUGACAGCAAUCGCCGCCACCGCGAUGUACGUGAUCUACCACCCUCGUCCGCCGUCGUUCUCCGUCCCGUCGCUACGAAUCAGCCGCGUAAAUCUAACGACCGCCUCUGAUUCCUCCGUCUCUCAUCUCUCUUCCUUCUUCAACUUCACUUUACUCUCAGAGAAUCCAAAUCAACACCUCACUUUCUCAUACGAUCCUUUCACCGUCACCGUUAAAUCAGCCAAAUCCGGUACGAUGCUCGGUAACGGAACUGUUCCUGCUUUCUUCAGCGAUAACGGUAACAAGACGUCGUUUCACGGCGUGAUCGCUACGUCAACAACGGCGCGUGAGUUAGAUCCGGAUGAAGCUAAGCAUUUGAAAUCAGAUCUGACGCGCGCGCGUGUGGUAUUUGAGAUCCAGAUGAGAACUAAAGUGAAGAUGAUAAUGGGGAAGCUGAAGAGUGAAGGAGUAGAGAUCAAAGUGACAUGUGAAGGAUUUGAAGGAACUAUACCAAAAGGUAAAACUCCAAUUGUAGCAACUUCUAAAAAAUCUAAGUGUAAGUCUGAUCUAAGUGUCAAAGUCUGGAAAUGGAGUUUUUAGAGGGGAUUUGAUAUUUUCACAAUUGAAAAUCUUUUUAUUUUUAUUUUUUUCUGGAUUUUGUGAAACUUUUGGAAUGAUCCAAAAAAAAAUUUCUUCAGUUGUUAGUUAAAAAUUUUCAGAGAAGAGUCAGAGAGAGAGAGAUAAGAUAUUGUCAAGUAGAAGAAGGCCAGAGAAUUCACAGCUUCUAAAAAAAAAUACUUGGAUUUUUGUUUUUUUUUUUUUGUUUGGAACUUUCUUUGUUUGAAUUUAUAUAUACAAAUAUAAAUGUAAUACUUAUAAGGGAAUGGGAGUACUAAAAAGCUGGAGAUUGCA